AUCCCUAACCCCCUCCUCCCCUCCCCCAUCCCCCGCCCGCUCCCCCGGUCCCGGGAGGAGCCGCAAGCCAAGAUGUCCCGGUCCAACCGGCAGAAGGAAUACAAAUGCGGGGACCUGGUCUUCGCCAAGAUGAAGGGUUACCCGCACUGGCCUGCCCGGAUUGAUGAGAUGCCAGAAGCUGCAGUCAAAUCCUCCUCCAAUAAGUACCAAGUCUUCUUCUUCGGGACCCAUGAAACGGCAUUCCUGGGGCCCAAAGACCUCUUCCCCUACGAGGAGUGCAAGGAGAAGUUUGGAAAACCCAACAAGCGGAAAGGGUUCAGCGAAGGUUUGUGGGAGAUUGAGAACAACCCCACGGUCAAAGCCUCCGGUUACCAGCCCACCCAGAAGAAGAGCUGCCCCGAGGCGGCCGAGCGGGAGCCGCAGGGAGACGGGGAGAAGAAAGGCAACGCGGAGGGGAGCAGCGAUGAGGAGGGGAAGCUGGUGAUCGACGAGCAGUCCAAGGAGAAGAACGAGAAAGCCGGGAUCAAGAGGAAAGCAGAAGAUGCUUUGGAGGACUCCCCCAAACGCCCCAAGGAUGCAGAGGGGCAGGAAGGGGACAAGAAGGUGGACAACGAAGAGGCCCCCAAGGAGGAGCCCAAAGCCAACCCGAGCGAAGGGGAGAAGAACAGUGACACUGCCGACGCACCAGACACCAACGAAGCCAAGCAGGAGGGCAAGGAGGAGGUCAGAGACCACAAGGAGAGCCUGUAGCGGCUUCCCCGGCGAGCUGAUCGUUCCCUGCCGGCUCCUGGCUGCUGCCCCGUGUCGCCCGCGCCGGCUCGUCGCGUCUGGAGCUCUGGACGAGAGAAACCACCCCAAAAUGAAAUUUCAAAAGGAAAAAAAAAAGAAAAAAAAACUACAAAAAGAGAGAGGAAUGGCAGAGCAGCCCGGUACUGACCCCGAGUGCUCCGUGCCUGCCCUGCCGUGGGCGCACGCUUUGUAUUAGUGAUUCCUCGGGGCUGAGCAGUUGAUUUGAAAUAAAAGCGAAUCUUGCCUUUUUAAA
This is a messenger RNA of Poecile atricapillus (Black-capped chickadee), 1042 nucleotides long. RefSeq names its product heparin binding growth factor (gene HDGF). The transcript is spliced from 6 exons. The record is from RefSeq and is a predicted model, not a curated record. Gene Ontology annotation, molecular function: transcription coregulator activity; double-stranded DNA binding. Bases 73 to 750 code for a protein of 225 amino acids. NCBI's taxonomy places the organism in Eukaryota, Metazoa, Chordata, Aves, Passeriformes, Paridae. Gene Ontology annotation, cellular component: nucleus. Gene Ontology annotation, biological process: regulation of transcription by RNA polymerase II.